AUGUGCGUUUUCACAAAGGCCGUCUUCUCCCUCAUAAUCAUUAACAAGGCCGGUGGUCUAAUCUACCAACGUGAAUUCCAAGCCGGCCUGCGCAAGCUCUCCACAAACGACUACCUGGUCCUCGCCGGUACCUUCCAUGGUGUUCACGCCAUCACGCGCUCCAUCACCCCGAAACUCCCCCUCCAAAAUACCGCUUCUCUCGUCGCCUCAUCGCCCGGUACAAGCGCCCCUACUACAUCAGGAUUCUCCUAUCCCAACCCUGGCGUCCCUGUAUCCGGCCUUGAGUACCUCGAGACAGACAAGUUUCGAUUGACCUGUUUCCAGACGUUGACAGGGACCAAGUUCUUGCUCUUCACAGACCCCAUGACUGGGACCGUUGAAACAAUUGUGAAUAAGAUUUAUGAGCUCUAUGCCGACUAUGUGAUGAAGAACCCGUUCUACCAGCUUGAAAUGCCGAUUCGUUGUGAGGCUUUUGAUCGUCAUCUUGGAGCUUGGUUGAGGGGGCGGACAUAG
Messenger RNA from Penicillium malachiteum, 513 nucleotides. RefSeq names its product trafficking protein particle complex subunit 4. NCBI's taxonomy places the organism in Eukaryota, Fungi, Ascomycota, Eurotiomycetes, Eurotiales, Aspergillaceae. The transcript is spliced from 3 exons. Gene Ontology annotation, biological process: endoplasmic reticulum to Golgi vesicle-mediated transport. The record is from RefSeq and is a predicted model, not a curated record. Gene Ontology annotation, cellular component: TRAPP complex. Bases 1 to 513 code for a protein of 170 amino acids.